UGCUUCGUUUAGUCAGUUGAAUUUCAAUGGAAAGGUGGCAAAGUCGAGUAGCGGUUGUAACCGGGGCUAGCUCCGGCAUUGGAGCUGCUGUCGCGGCGGACCUGGUCAAGGCCGGACUUGUGGUGGUCGCUUUGGCACGCCGGGAAGCCAAACUGCGGGAAAAUAAAAAGUCAUUGCCUACCAACCUGCAACCACGAUAUCAUCCAAUUAAGUGUGAUGUUACCAACGAGGACGAUGUUAAGAAGGCUUUCGCGUGGGUGGAUGAAGUUCUUGGUGGAACGGAUAUUCUCGUUAACAACGCGGGGACAUUUCAUUAUGGAGAAAACCUGAUUGACCCUGGCAAUACGGAAGUAAUUCGUAAGACCCUGGAUACAAAUGUUACGGCCGUUGUGUUCUGCGUUCGUGAAGCCUUCAGUUCCAUGAAAAGGCGAAAUUUUGAUGGGCAUGUGAUUAUCGUCAAUAGCGUUGUUGGACACACUACUGAGCGAAUUCCUGGAGGGAAUAUCUAUCCGCCCUCUAAGUAUGCUGUCACCGCUAUGGCUCAAACGUAUCGUCACGAAUUCGCACAUGCUGGCACAGAAGUCAAAAUCACGAGUAUCAGUCCUGGUGCUGUCGAUACGGAGCUCGUUCCUGGAGGACUGCUAGAUAGCUUGGGAAUUCCCUAUUUGAGUCCGGGAGACAUUUCAAACGCCAUACUGUACGCGAUUGCUACUCCACCCAAUGUUCAAGUCUAUGAAUUGACGAUUGAGCCAGUGGGCUCACAGAUGUCGAAAGCGCAACAGUAAAAUUAACUUUGAAUUUCACGCCAGGAAGGAGGCCCAACUGCAUUGAAGAUUAACUUAAGUGGUUUGAUUUGCCCGAAAGUGACCUUAAUGGAAUAAAGAGUUAACUGGAAAUGUU
Molecule: messenger RNA, 900 nt
Organism: Hermetia illucens (black soldier fly)
Lineage: Eukaryota; Metazoa; Arthropoda; Insecta; Diptera; Stratiomyidae
Product: farnesol dehydrogenase-like
Exons: 3
Coding region: 27-785 (252 amino acids)
Source: RefSeq, a predicted model, not a curated record